Molecule: messenger RNA, 1543 nt
Organism: Phyllostomus discolor (pale spear-nosed bat)
Lineage: Eukaryota; Metazoa; Chordata; Mammalia; Chiroptera; Phyllostomidae
Gene: LRRC61
Product: leucine rich repeat containing 61
Exons: 1
Coding region: 142-924 (260 amino acids)
Biological process (GO): outer dynein arm assembly
Cellular component (GO): cytoplasm
Molecular function (GO): protein binding
Source: RefSeq, a predicted model, not a curated record
CGGCGGACACGGGCACUGGCACUGGUGCGAGGUCAGGGCUGCUAGUGCCUUUUCUGGGUUGGACGGCCAGCUGACCCCAGUGGCGCCCGUGUCCCUGUGACAGACUGUCGAGGCCCGGGCCACCUGGACCGCCUUUGUCUCAUGGAGCCUCAGGGUGAGAAGCCCGGAGAGGCCGCCGGGCCACCGCGCGUCACGCCCCAGCUGCUCAAGUCCUGCUCAGGGGAGUUCGCCCUGGAGUCCAUCCUGCUGCUGAGGCUGCGCGGCUUGGGGCUGGCGGACCUGGGCUGCCUGGGCGAGUGCCUGGGCCUCGAGUGGCUGGACCUGUCGGGCAAUGCGCUCACCCAGCUGGGCCCCCUGGCCUCCUUGAGCCAGCUGGCCGUCCUCAACGUCGCCGACAACCAGCUGACGGGGCUGGAGCCGCUGGCUGCCUGCGAGAACCUGCAGAGCCUCAAUGCCUCUGGCAACCUGCUGGCCACGCCGAGCCAGCUGCAGUGUCUGGCCGGGCUGCGGGGCCUCGAGUGCCUUCGGCUCCGGGACCCUCUGGCCCGGCUCAGCAACCCGCUCUGUGCCAGCCCCUCCUACCCGGCCGUGGUCCGAGAGCUGCUGCCGGGCCUGAAGGUCAUCGACGGCGAGCGUGUGACCGGGCGCGGCAGUGAGUUCUACCAGCUGUGCCGGGACCUGGACAGCUCCCUGCCGCCCAGCCCCGGUCCGGGCCCCGGCCCCGCCGAGGCCCAGCCCUGGGUGCGGCCGGGGUACUGGGAGUCCCGGCCGCCCCGCAGCAGCUCCAUCCUGGAGGAGGCCUGCCGGCAGUUCCAGGACACCCUGCGGGAGUGCCGCGACCUGGACCGCCAGGCCGAGGACAGCCUGGCUCAGGCCGAGCAGGCGCUCGGCUCUGCGGGCACGGCCUCGUCCUUUGUCUUCUGAACGUGCCCCGUGGCCUGGGACGGCCUGGCGCGUGGCCGUGGGGCCAGCUCAGUGCGGCCUCGCUGCCCGCAUCUCCCCUCCUGCCUCUGCGCUUGCCUUCACGGCUGCGUCACGCUGGUCACUGUCCCUGCGCACUGGGCCAGCCAUUUACCCCUUUCCCUAAGGGCGACGCCCUCCCUCCCACUCCUACUUCAAGACAGGUCUGCUGUUCUUCAGGGACACGCCUCCCCGGUGCCUCCCCGGGCAGGCGCGGGGCCUCCUCGAGCAGUGGCGCCGUGUGCGGCUGCCCUGCCACCUGCGCCGUGGGUCUGGGCACGGGGCCCCAGGCCUUCGCCUGCCACUCCUGGCGCUCGGGCCUGAGACUUAGUGGGAGAAAGCUGCUUCUUCCUCAGGGUAAAGGUGGCAGAAGCAGGGGCGGCCUGCUUCCCGUCCCAGUGGUCCCAGAAGAGGACGUGAGCGGUGGUGCAUGGAGCGUGGGAGCUGGUUCCCCCCCUUACCCUCCAGCUUGCCUGCCCAAACAACCGGCUGCCCCGGCCCCCAGGCCUGUAUCUCCCUGGAGCCUUCCUUGCCCACCUUCACCCAUGCUAAUGCCUAUUAAAGGUUUCUGCCUUAAUUUGCA